CUCAAGUUCAGGAGGUCGUGUCAUGUAAGCAGCGACUCUGUGGAACGGGUUUCUUCUUAGCAAGCAGUAGAGCAGACGGUAGCUUUUUUCCUUUGAGGCAUUUUUUCAUAUCCUUCGAAGCAGAAGAUGGAUGUGAAAGAGGAAAUGUUUGAGGCUGACAUGAAUAUCAUGAAGGAAAUGACGAUAAAUGUUAAGGAGGAAGACUGCGGAUGGGAGUGGGUCUACCCUAAACAGGACAGUCUGGACAUUAAGGAAGAGGACUGUGAAGUGGGAUCAAUGAAUAUUAAAGAGGAGGUUGAAGAGAUGUGUGUCAGAACUGAGAUGCACAACUAUAGAAGUAUGGAGAGUGUCGAGGAAGAUGACCUUUAUUAUGAAUAUCAAGAUGGAGCAGUAACCGGGUUAGUCUCUUCUCAUAGCAGACACUCUUCGUCUCCAGAGUCUUCUGUCAAUGUAAAAUAUGAAUCACUACAGUCUGACACAAAUAAGACUGGAGAAGGUUCAUCUCCUAGAACUCAGGAAGGCCAGCCACCACCUAAAAUGUCAACUAAAACAAGCAUCAAACUUCACUGCUGUUCUGAGUGUGGCAAACGAUUUUCUGACGUGAGUAAACUUCAGAGCCACAAAAGAAUUCACACAGAAGAGAAGCAGUUUGGUUGUAGUAAAUGUGGCAAGCACUUUUCAAAAAGACAUUAUCUCCAGAAUCACCAAAAAAUUCACACAGAGGAAAAGCCACAUUUCUGUUCUGAAUGUGGCAAAACGUUUUCAUGGAGAAGCCAUCUUCAGAGCCACCAAAGAGUUCACACGGGGGAAAAGCCCUAUUGCUGUUCUGAAUGUGGUAAACAGUUUUCACGUAGAGACCAUCUCCAGAGCCACCAAAGAAUUCACACGGGGGAAAAGCCAUAUUACUGUUCUGAAUGUGGUAAACAAUUCUCGCACAGUUUUAAUCUUCUGAUGCACACUAAAACCCACUCAGGUGAAAAGCCAUAUCGCUGUUCUGAAUGUGGCAAACAGUUUUCACGAAGUAACAACCUUUCAACUCACAAAAGAAUUCACACAGGCGAGAAGAAGUAUUGCUGCCUUGAAUGUGGAAAACAAUUCUCACACAGUAAUACUCUUCUGACACACAUUAAAACUCACACAGGAGAGAAGCCAUAUUGCUGUUCUGAAUGUGGCAAACAGUUUUCACGGAGAAGCCAUCUUCAGAGCCACAAAAUAAUUCACACAGGAGAGAAACCAUAUUGCUGUUUGGAAUGUGGCAAACAGUUUUCACGUAGACACCAUCUCCAGAGCCACCAAAGAAUUCACACAGGGGAGAAGCCAUAUUAUUGUACUGAAUGUGGUAAACAGUUCUCCCACAGUAAUACUCUUCUGAGGCACAUUAAUACUCACUCAGGAGGAAGCCAUAUUGCUGUUCUGAAUAUGGCAAACAGUUUUCACAAAGAAGUCGCCCUUUGACUCACAAAAUAAUUCACACAGGACCAAAGCCAUAUUGCUUUAUUGAAUAUGGCAAACAGUAUUCAUGUAGAGACCAUCUUGAGUCCCACAAAAGAUAAGAGAGAAUUGUUUGGAUUAGACAAAUGCACCAAAGUAGCAUUCAAAAAGAAAUACUUGGGAACUAGUGAUGUGUCGUUCACGAACGAGCCGGCUCUAAGAGCCGAUGCUUUGAAGCGAACGAGAGGAGCCGAUGCCCGUGGAGCGGAACCGAAGCUUCAGCGGCUCCUGCUCAGCUCUGCUGAAAAUCCAUUCGGCAGGGGCAGGACUUUACUUAUAUGGGCACACAGAACAUUGGCUCAUAAUGCCGGCUCGUUCACGAACAACACAUCGGACUAGGAUCGUACCAUUAUGUGAAAGAAGGAAGGGGGCAGAUGCUCCGAAGACAGCGAGUGUUGGUACAGGCCAGGUACACAGAGCGACACUGUCGCUGCGACAGACGAGGAGCCAGAUUUAAAUGCAAGCGCAUCGUGAAGAAAAAAAGAAGAGUGAAGAAAUGAGUGAAAGCCGAAAAAGAAGCAGCAUCUGGCUGCAUUUCAGUGAUUUUGGAGACUGCAAAGCUAAGUGCAGAAUUUGUAAUAUGAAAAUAUCUGUUAGAGCAGGGUCAACAACAAACCUGCACAGACAUAUCAGAACCACCCACCCAUCCGUGCAACUGGAGGAGAGCGUGCCCUCUCUCCUGCCAUCCACUCACCCUGGAAAAGAGCCAAGUACUUCUGCUGCAGCAUCCACUGUCUUACUGAAAACUGCAGGUAUAACACGGUCUUCAGUUCAAACCAAAAUAAGCACAUUUAUUCCAAAACAAAUGACGCCAAACAAACAAACAAAUAAGAGUCGAUGAGGAGCUGGCUAAAAUAAUAGAUAGCGACUUUCAACCAUUUUCCAUUGUGGAGGACAGAGGAUUUACAACUUUUGUACAGGCCUUAAACCCCAUGUAUGUUCUCCCUAGCAGAAAAACUUUGUCUCAAACAAUUAUUCCAUAACUAUAUAUCUGAGGAUGGAGUACAACACUGUGCUUUCAGAAACCACUGCUCUGGAAAAAAGGUAGCAUUUAAUGACAACAGAGCUGUGGAUGAGGCAUUUCAAAGAAUUAAGUGCAGCAGCAGCAAGAUGCAACCCCAGCAGCCUGUCUGCUCCUCCAUCAGAGGGCCAAGAGGAAGAAAUUGGAGCAGAGGCGCGUUCACAGGAACCACAAGCUUCUGCUGUGUGGAGGCUCUUUGACGAAAGAGCAACAGGAGACACUGCAAGGAGAAAUCCCACAGCUGAUGCUAUGCUGGAGUUGAGGUCCUAUCUUGAGGAGCCCCUCAUCCAAAGAGCUGAAGACCCACUGAGCUGGUGGGAGGCCAAGGCUGCAGUCUACCCACGCCUGGUUAAGGUAAUGGUAGGAAGACUUUGCAUUGUCGCUACAUCGGUCCCCUCAGAAAGAGUCUUCUCAAAAACAGGACAAAUAAUCACGGAGAGGAGAAAUCGCAUCAGCCCAUCUAAGCUGAGGCAUCUGGCAUUUCUGAAUGCCAACCUGGCCUAAAAACUUUUAUUCAAAGAGUCAUAGUGUUGUGUUGUUGAGUUUGGCCUUUAUUUAAUUUGUUUGCUGUGGUUUUGUGUUAAGUUGUUCAUUUAAAGCUUUUAUUAAAAUGUUAAACAAUAGUAACUGUGUAUUUUUUGUAAUGAAAAAUGCAUAAAAAUACGUAAUGUCUGAAAACAAUGAAUAAGAAAUUGCUUAUACACAAACCAUUCAUAAUUGCUUAAUUUGGCUAAAAUAUAAGCAUCCAAGUGAUACUAAACGAAGAGCCAUUC
This is a messenger RNA of Erpetoichthys calabaricus (reedfish), 3285 nucleotides long. RefSeq names its product gastrula zinc finger protein XlCGF52.1-like. The coding region runs from base 127 to 1455 and encodes 442 amino acids. NCBI's taxonomy places the organism in Eukaryota, Metazoa, Chordata, Cladistia, Polypteriformes, Polypteridae. The record is from RefSeq and is a predicted model, not a curated record. The transcript is spliced from 3 exons. Gene Ontology annotation, cellular component: nucleus.